Dermacentor andersoni is the source of this 3104-nucleotide messenger RNA. RefSeq names its product AP-2 complex subunit alpha-like. Gene Ontology annotation, biological process: clathrin-dependent endocytosis; intracellular protein transport. The record is from RefSeq and is a predicted model, not a curated record. Lineage: Eukaryota; Metazoa; Arthropoda; Arachnida; Ixodida; Ixodidae. Gene Ontology annotation, cellular component: membrane coat; AP-2 adaptor complex. Gene Ontology annotation, molecular function: clathrin-cargo adaptor activity.
GUGACUGCAUUCCUCUCAAGGAUGGCAGACGAGGGGCGGUUUGAGGGGUGUGCUCGCGGCUUCAUGCAGGGCUGCUCUUGGGGUAUGCUUUGCGGCGAGUCGUAUUUCGGUGUCAUCAAGUCGUGCUGAGCUGACGGGAGCGCUCUUCGUGGGCAGCUGAGUCGCCAACAGUUUGUUCGGAAGCGAGAAAGCAGUCCGUAAAGCUCAAGAUGCCGCCGGCAAAAGGGGACGGGAUGCGUGGCCUGGCCGUGUUUAUUUCCGACAUCCGCAACUGCAAGAGCAAGGAAGCCGAAACGAAGCGAAUCAACAAAGAAUUAGCCAACAUUCGGUCAAAGUUCAAGGGCGACAAGACGCUGGACGGCUACCAGAAGAAGAAGUACAUUUGCAAGUUGCUGUUCAUCUUCCUUCUAGGGCACGACAUAGAUUUCGGUCACAUGGAGGCGGUAAACCUCCUUAGUUCGAACAAAUACUCCGAAAAGCAGAUAGGAUACCUUUUCAUCCUGGUGCUUAUGAAUGCCAAAGACGAACUCAUGCGCCUUAUCGUGCAGUCCAUCAAAAACGACCUGGGGUCUCGCAACCCCAUUCACGCCAACCUCGCUCUUCAGUGCGUCGCCAACAUGGGCAACGUGGAGAUGGCCGAAGCGUUCGGCCGCGACAUUCCCAAACUAUUGGUGUCUCCUGACACCAUGGACCAAGUCAAGCAGAGCGCCGCGCUGUGCCUCCUGCGCCUUCUCCGCACCCUGCCCGACGUCGUGCCCGGGGGCGAGUGGACUUCGCGCAUCAUCCACCUACUAAACGACCAGCACCUGGGCGUCGUCACAGCCUCUGUCAGCCUUAUCGACGCACUGGUCAAGAAGAACCCGGAGGAGUACAAGGGAUGCAUUCCUCUUGCCGUGUCGCGGCUGAGUCGCAUCGUGAACGCCUCGUAUACGGACCUGCAGGACUACACCUACUAUUUCGUACCGGCGCCUUGGCUGUGCAUGAAGCUGCUGCGGCUGCUGCAGAACUACCCGCCUCCCGAGGAGCCUAGCGUGCGGGGUAGGCUCAACGAGUGCCUCGAGUCUUUACUCAACAAGGCGCAGGAACCGGCCAAGUCGAAGAAAGUGCAACACUCGAACGCUCGCCACGCUGUGCUGUUCGAAGCCAUCUCGCUUAUUCUGCACAUGGAUCGGCUUGGAGCGCUGCCUGAGCCACACCUCCUCAUUCGCGCUUGCAACCAGCUUGGCCAUUUCCUGCAACACCGAGAGACUAACUUGCGUUACAUGGCGCUCGAAGGGCUCUGUCUUUUAGCAACAUCGGAUUCGUCGCACGAAGCCGUCAAGAAACACCAGGAGACCGUGGUAGCUGCUUUAAAGAUGGAGCGUGACGUCAGCGUCCGUCAGAAGGCGGUGGAUUUGCUUUACGCCAUGUGCGAUCGCACCAAUGCGCAGCUCAUUGUAGGCGAGAUGUUGAGCUACCUCGAGACUGCAGACUAUGCCAUUCGUGAGGAGAUGGUGCUUAAGGUAGCCAUCCUUGCUGAAAAGUAUGCAUCAGACUAUGCAUGGUAUGUUGACGUAGUGCUCAACCUCAUCCGUGUGGCAGGUGAUCAUGUUAGUGAAGAAGUUUGGUACCGUGUCGUUCAGAUUGUAGCCAAUCGGGAGGAUGUCCAGGGUUAUGCAGCCAAAGUUUGCUUCCAGGCACUUCAGGCACCAGCCUGCCAUGAAAAUAUGGUCAAAGUAGCUGGCUAUGUUCUUGGAGAGUUUGGCAACCUCGUUGCCGGAGACCAGCGCUCUGCCCCGGCAGUUCAGUUCCGCCUGCUUCAUUCCAAGUACCACCUGUGUAGCGCUCCAACACGUGCCCUUUUACUGACCACCUACAUCAAGUUUAUUAACCUUUUUCCCGAAAUAAAGGCUGAAAUCCAAGAGGUGCUGCAAAGUGACAACAAUCUUCGCUGUUCCGAUGCUGAACUGCAGCAGCGCUCAGUUGAAUAUCUUGGUCUGAGCCGUAUUGCUUCACCCGAUGUGCUUGCCACUGUUCUGGAAGAAAUGCCUCCUUUUCCUGAGAGAGAAUCAUUUAUACUUGCAAUGCUGAAACGUAGAAAGCCUGGUCUUAAAGAAACUACAUGUGAAACUGCUCCACCGCCAACACCACCACGAUCUGCAGAGAGCAGUGCUAAGUUGCUCGUGACCAAUGGAGGAGGUGUGGAGGCUGACCUCUUGGGACUUGCAAUGCAGCCUUCUGAGGAGCAAUCCCAACCUGUUGCUGCACCUAUUAGUGCUGAGGAUGGUCUUCGAAAAAUGGUGUUGCGCAAUGCUGGUGUCCUGUUCGAGAAUGACAUCAUUCAAGUUGGCGUCAGAGCCGAGUUCAAGCAGAACCUCGGCCGCCUUAGCCUCUUCUAUGGCAACAAGAGCACCUUUCAGCUGCAGGGUGUGACAUCUACUGUGUCCUGCCGUGGAGACCAAGCAACCAAGCUUUUUGUGCAGGCCAAGCCAGUCGAGAAAGUAAUCGAUGCUGGCUCCCAAAUUCAACAGAUUGUCAGUGUAGAAUGCCUUCAAGAGUUCCAAGAACCUCCAGAACUGUUGGUUCAUUUUCUUUAUGUUGGUAGUGCUCAGUCUGUGUCCCUUAAGCUUCCUGUCUUCCUAAACAAGUUUUUCGAGCCAACAGCCAUGACUGCUGAAAGCUUUUUUGCUCGCUGGAAAAACCUUUCAGGGCCACAGCAAGAAGAGCAAAAAGUAUUUCGGGCACGGUUUCCCAUGGAAGCUGCGGCCAUCAGAACAAAGUUGGAAGGUUUUGGCAUGCAGCUGCUUGAAGCUAUCGACCCAAACCCCAACAACUACGUCUGUGCUGGUAUUGUGUGCACACGUGGCCAACAGGUUGGGUGCCUUAUGCGGCUGGAGCCCAAUGUAGAAGCUCGCAUGUUCCGUCUGACUGUUCGUGCCAGCAAAAGCCAUGUUGCAAAAAUCAUGGUUGACCUUUUGUAUGAGCAUUUGUAACAGCACCACUCAUUGUGCCCACUGUUGGCUAAGAGAAAUAUACACAUUCUUUAUAAUAUAUGCUGCUGAUCAUUUUUCACAAAUAAGAUGCUCCAAGGUGCCUUGUUAGCAAAUAAAUCCCUUUUUGUUACA